Molecule: messenger RNA, 1245 nt
Organism: Styela clava
Lineage: Eukaryota; Metazoa; Chordata; Ascidiacea; Stolidobranchia; Styelidae
Product: 2-Hydroxyacid oxidase 1-like
Molecular function (GO): oxidoreductase activity; FMN binding
Source: RefSeq, a predicted model, not a curated record
UAUCGUCCAACAAACGUGAUAAACCAAGAAUUCAUUCUAUAACAGACAUAGGACUGAAUAUUUAGCUUAGUUCAAUUUUGUGGAAAAUUUGGCUGGUUUAACACACAUUAUAUAUAAAAUUAUGAGUGCAGAGCUGAUUUUUGUCGAAGAUUUUAAAAAAGAAGCGAAAAAAAAAGUAUCACCUUUCGGCUGGGGAUACUAUUCAGCGGGAUCAGUCGGAGAACAAACUGUGCACGAAAACUGCGAGGCAUACAAAAGAUGGAGAUUUCGGCCUCGACUACUGCGAUAUGUGUCAGAAGUGGAUAUAUCAACAACAGUUCUUGGUUCAAAUAUUCCGUUUCCUAUUUGCAUUGCCCCGACGGCUCAUCAUGCUAUCGCCUGCGCCGAGGGCGAAGUUGAAACGGCUCAAGCUGCUGAAUCGCUUGGUACCGGAAUGGCAUUGAGUAUCUAUAGUAACCGUACUAUGGAAGAAGUGGCUCACCAAGCACCAAACGGCAUAAAAUGGUGCCAUGUUCAAAUAGUCCGGAACCGUGAUUUGAUAAAACAUUACGUGAAAAGGGCGGAAAAAGCGGGUUACAACGGAUUCAUCGUAACCAUUGAUCAAGCAGUUUUAGGAAAUCGUCAUCAUAGAUAUUCAGACGGAACUAGUUUCGCGUUUAAACAAUUGCACCCAAGCACAAACCUAUUGGAAUCAACGAAACAUUUUAUGCCACAUAUGAAUGAAAUAAGAGCAUUUCUUCAUUUAACUGAUGGGACCACUGAAUGGGACAGCCUUGACUGGUUGAGAUCAAUUACUAAAUUACCAAUAGCAGUGAAAGGAAUUUUGACAAGUGAAAUGGCUUUGAAGGCUGUUGAGCAUAAGGUUGACGGAAUAAUCGUGUCAAACCACGGCGGAAGACAACUGGAUGGCACUUUCGCUUCUAUCGACUCCCUUCCCGAAGUUGUGAAAGCAGUGAAUGGACGAUGCGAUGUUUACUUUGAUGGAGGAAUACGUAAAGGAACUGAUAUUGCAAAAGCAAUCGCUCUUGGGGCAAAAGCGGUUUUCGUAGGAAGACCCAUACUCUGGGGUCUUAUUUGUGGGGGAAAGGAAGGAGCACAAAGGGUGUUGGAAAUAUUGCGUGACGAAUUGGUAACCACAAUGCAGCUUUUAGGUGUAAAGUCUUUGGAUGAACUGCAAACAACGCCCGACCUGGUGGUGCACGAAUCAUAUUUAUUUUCAAAAUUAUAAUAAAAUGUCAAAACUCA